AUGCCGGUUCUCCACCCAAUUGUGAAUGUGUUCCGUGCCACACGGUUUGUAAUAUCAGAACCUGCGAAGCCGCCCGAAGGCCUGGUGGUGGAGGGGACCGAGCAGGCUUCGUGUGCAGCCAUGGGAGUGUCCGGUGGCUGCAGGAGGCCCGGGCAUGGGGGCAGCGCCCUCCGGGGAAAGUUCCUGGCCCAGUUGAUGGUGUUUCUGAUCAGUUUCAUAAGCUCCGUGUUCUGCGGCCACCUGGGAAAGCUGGAAUUGGAUGCCGUCACACUUGCAAUCGCAGUGAUCAAUGUCACUGGUAUCUCCGUGGGAUUCGGCUUAUCUUCCGCUUGUGACACCCUCAUGUCUCAGACGUACGGCAGCCCCAACAAGAAGCACGUGGGCGUCAUCCUGCAGCGGGGCGCGCUCAUCCUGCUGCUCUGCUGCUUCCCCUGCUGGGCGCUCUUCCUCAACACCCAGCACAUCCUGCUGCUCCUCCGGCAGGACCCGGCCGUGUCCAGGCUUACCCAUACCUAUGUCAUGAUCUUCAUUCCAGCUCUUCCUGCGACGUUUCUUUACACGUUACAAGUUAAAUAUCUGCUCACCCAGGGAAUCAUACUGCCCCAGAUCCUAACCGGAGUUGCAGCCAACCUCGUCAAUGCUCUCGUCAACUAUCUGUUUCUCCACGAACUGCAUCUUGGGGUGAUGGGCUCAGCACUGGCCAACUUGAUUUCCCAGUUCUCCCUGGCUCUGUUCCUCUUUCUCUACAUCAUCUGGAAGAAACUGCAUCGAGCUACCUGGGGAGGGUGGUCGCUGGAGUGCCUGCAGGACUGGGGCCCCUUCUUCCGCCUGGCCAUCCCCAGCAUGCUCAUGCUGUGCAUGGAGUGGUGGGCCUACGAGAUCGGGAGCUUCCUGAGCGGCAUCCUCGGCAUGGUGGAGCUGGGGGCCCAGUCCAUUGUGUAUGAACUGGCCACUGUGGUCUUCAUGAUACCCACGGGCUUCAGCGUGGCCGCCAGUGUCCGGAUUGGGAACGCGCUGGGCGCGGGAGACAUCGUGCAGGCCCGGAGGUGCUCCGUGCUCUUUGCGGUAGCCUUUUGUGUCCUGCUGUUAAGCUGUAAGGACCUUGUGGGGUACAUUUUCACGACUGACCGGAAGCAGGAAGGGACAGUCCACACCCUGCCGAUGAAGCGAGCGGACAUCGGCACCAACUCCGACCAAGGCAGCACCGCCAGGAAGCGGCACAGCCGUCGGAGAGGGGGAGAGAGGGAGAGAGGGACCAGGCUGGGCGUGAUCGGUCUGUGGGCGGGGAUCAUCGUCUGCACCGUCUGCCAGGCCGUGUGCUUCCUGGGCUUUAUCGCUCGGCUGGACUGGGAGAAAGCCUGUCAGCAGGCUCAGGUACAUGCCAACAUGAGACGCCCCAUGGCCCAAGAUGGGACGUCGCUGGCUCAGGACCUACUUGACCCAGGGGGCCCUGGGAGCCGGGGAGAGACCGGGAUGAGCGUCGCUGGAAAGAAAGACGAAGCCCCGCUGGACCCGCAGCUGCUCCAGGGAGCGGCCCCUGGGAGGCCGAGGCCCAGGCCGGCCGGGCUGAGCGGGCGGCAGCUGGCGCUGCGGCGGGGGCUCCUGCUGCUGGGGCUCCUGGCCGUGCUGCUGGCGGGCGUCCUGGUAAGGCAAGUCAGCCGUGCCCCUGGCUUCAAGAACUGAGAGUUCAAAGAUGUACUUUCCAAGGAAGAAAAUGAACCAAGUGAAAACUAGCUCUAGUCCACGACAAUGUCCGAGAAGUCACAUCAGAGGGACGUUCAUCCCCCACGGCCUCUCCAGGGACCACUGUGCGGACUGCCUUCCUCCUGGCUUUGCUGUUCUGCUCACUGUUUCUUUAGAUACAAACCCAUGUGCUGAGUGCUUAAGGGCUGCUGCUAUCUGAAUUAUUUAAAAUAUGUUACAAUAUAUUUUUCCUUGUGUCUUA
Myotis davidii is the source of this 1945-nucleotide messenger RNA. RefSeq names its product multidrug and toxin extrusion protein 1. The coding region runs from base 1 to 1683 and encodes 560 amino acids. Gene Ontology annotation, molecular function: antiporter activity; xenobiotic transmembrane transporter activity. The transcript has 18 exons. The record is from RefSeq and is a predicted model, not a curated record. Gene Ontology annotation, cellular component: membrane. NCBI's taxonomy places the organism in Eukaryota, Metazoa, Chordata, Mammalia, Chiroptera, Vespertilionidae. Gene Ontology annotation, biological process: xenobiotic detoxification by transmembrane export across the plasma membrane.